AUGGGCGAGCGUUGUUGUGCGGCGGUACUGCGGGUGCUGGUGCUGCAGGCGGCCUGGGCGCUGUCGGGCGGGCAGGUGCGCUACUCGGUGCCGGAGGAAGCCAAGGCCGGCACGGUGGUGGGCCGUCUGGCGCAGGACCUGGGCCUGGAGGCGGGCGAGGCGGAGGCGCGGCGGCUGCGGCUGGUGGCGCCGGGCCGGCGGGCGAGCGUGGAGGUGAGCGGGGCGAGCGGCGCGCUGCUGGUGAGCUCGCGGCUGGACCGGGAGGAGCUGUGCGGCAAGAGCGCGCCGUGCGCGCUGCGGCUGGAGGUGCUGCUGGAGCGGCCGCUGCGCGUCUUCCAUGUGCAGCUGGAGGUCACCGACAUCAACGACAAUGCCCCCGUCUUCCCCGCCGCCCGGAAAAACCUCAGCAUCGCGGAAUCGUCUUUGCUGGGGUCUCAUUUCCCGCUGGAGGGCGCGUCGGAUGCGGAUAUCGGAGUGAAUGCGCAGCUCACCUACACACUCAGCCCCAGCGAACAUUUUAUAAUAGAGGAAGAAAACAGUAACUCUCGCAGUAAAUCCCUCUUUCUGGUACUCACGAAAUCUCUGGACCGCGAGACGAUUCCCGUGCACCGCGUGGUGCUGACGGCGACAGACGGGGGUCGGCCGUCUCUGACGGGGACAAUGGAGCUGGUGGUCUUCGUGUUGGAUGCAAAUGACAACGCGCCCCAGUUCAACCAGUCCGUGUAUAAUGUACAUUUGUCUGAGGACUCCAUACAAGGAACUCUAGUAGUGCAGAUGAACGCCACGGACGUGGAUGAAGGAAGUAACAAAGAUGUGAAUUAUGAAAUUGAUACUAUUGUUCCUCCCUCUGGCUCAGAUUUAUUCAGCAUUGAUACAAACACUGGGGAAAUCAGACUGACGGGCGCCCUGGAUUUCGAGGGAGUUAAUUUAUACGCCCUAAACAUUCGGGCAACUGAUAAAGGGACACCCCCGCUGUCGGGUCACUGCAAGGUGGUGCUGGAGGUGUUGGACGUGAACGACAACGCGCCGGAGGUGUGGGUGACGUCGCUGUCGGUGCCGGUGCCCGAGGACGCGUCGUUGGGGACGGUGGUGGCCCUGCUGAGCGUGUCGGACCGGGACUCGGGCGAGAACGGUCGCGUGCGGUGCUGGGUGUGGCCGGCGUCGCCGUUCGGUCUGGAGGCGACGUUCGCGGGCUCGUACUCGCUGGUGCUGCGCGAGGCGCUGGACCGGGAGCGGGUGUCGGAGUACGAGGUGGAGGUGCGUGCGGAGGACGGCGGGGCGCCGGCGCUGCGCGCCAGCCGCGGGCUGCGGGUGCCGGUGUCGGACGUGAACGACAACGCGCCCUCGUUCGCGCAGGCCGUGUACACGGUGCUGGCGCGGGAGAACAACGCGGCGGGCGCGGAGCUGGCGCGGCUGUGGGCGCGGGACCCGGACGAGGCGGCCAACGGGCGCGUCAGCUACUCGGUGUGGGACGGCGGCCUGGGCCUGGGCGGCGGCGCGGGGUCGUCAUCCGGCGGCAGCGUGUGGCGUCCGGCGUCGAGCUACGUGUCGGUGGACGCGGAGAGCGGGCGUCUGUGGGCGCUGCAGCCCUUGGACUACGAGGAGCUGCAGGUGCUGCAGUUCGAGGUGCGCGCGGUGGACGCGGGGGAGCCGCCGCUGAGCGGCAACGCCACGGUGCAGCUGUUCGUGCUGGACGAGAACGACAACGCGCCGGCGCUGCUGCCGCCCGCGGGCUCGGCAGCGGAGGCGGGCGGCGUGGCGGCGGCGGAGGCGGCUUUGGCGCUGGCGGGGGCGGGCUCGGAGUCGGGCACGCUGUGGGCGUGGGCGGCGUGGGGGGCGCCGGCGGGGCAGGUGGUGGCCAAGAUCCGCGCCGUGGACGCCGACUCGGGCUACAACGCGUGGCUGCGCUACGAGCUGUGGGAGCCGCGGGGCAAAGGCCCGUUCCGCGUGGGGCUCUACAGCGGCGAGGUGAGCACGGCGCGGGCGCUGGACGAGGCGGACGGGCCUCGCCAGAGGCUGCUGAUCGUCGUGCGCGACCACGGCGAGCCGGCGCGCUCGGCCACGGCCACGCUCAGCGUGUCGCUGCUCGAGGCCGCCGAGGCGGCGCUGGCCGCGGGAUCCUCGUCGUCGUUGGCGGCGGUGUCGCGCUCGGCGGCGGGCGUGGAGCUCGGGGCCGGGGCGGCGAGCGCGGCCACCAACGUGUGGCUGGUGGUGGCCAUCUGCGCCGUGUCCAGCCUCUUCCUGCUGGCCGUGGUGCUGUACGGGGCGUCGCGCUGGGCGCCGCGGGCGGCCGUGCUCUCGGCGCCCGGGCCCACCACGCUCGUGUGCGCCAGCGAAGUGGGCAGCUGGUCCUACUCGCAGCGCCACAGCCGCAGCCUGUGCGUGGCGGACGGCGCUGCCAAGAGCGACCUCAUGGUUUUCAGCCCCAACUUCCCUCCGCCGCCGCCCGCUCCUGCAGCCAAGGACACGCAGCCGGAGCCCUCCGCUCUCCUCGACACGGUCAGUGCCACUGCUUUCAUUCCCUUCUCUGAUCCUUUUUAUCCGCCCUAA
Messenger RNA from Melospiza melodia melodia, 2550 nucleotides. Its product is annotated as protocadherin alpha-8-like. Gene Ontology annotation, biological process: homophilic cell-cell adhesion. Bases 1 to 2550 code for a protein of 849 amino acids. The transcript has a single exon. Gene Ontology annotation, molecular function: calcium ion binding. The record is from RefSeq and is a predicted model, not a curated record. NCBI's taxonomy places the organism in Eukaryota, Metazoa, Chordata, Aves, Passeriformes, Passerellidae. Gene Ontology annotation, cellular component: plasma membrane.